This is a messenger RNA of Mesorhabditis belari, 663 nucleotides long. NCBI's taxonomy places the organism in Eukaryota, Metazoa, Nematoda, Chromadorea, Rhabditida, Rhabditidae. The record is from the annotation of a GenBank genome assembly.
AUGGGCCUUGAGAAUUUAAACUUAUCGGUAUUCAAAUAUCCACUUGGCUUCAUUCGGAUCAUUCAAUUUGUGUUCCUGGUGAUCGCUCUUUCGGCAGCAAAUUCAUGGCAUGCCGAGUUGACUUUUCAAUGCAUCGAUGCCGAAAACAAAACUGUAACGCACACCGAGACAACGUCGACUUUCUCAAUGUCAAGUCAUCCGAUCAAGGGUUGUGACGGAAAGCCGACAAAAUUUUGGACAGGAAGCUGGGGAGGAGCCGCGGGUUUCUUCUACUUCACCGCCGUCGUUUCAUUGAUUUUCGUGUUGAUCGUCACUUUUUCGUAUGUUGUCCUUUGGCAAGUGUACUGUAAUGAUAAAAGGAUUCCGUUGGCGGAUUUGGCUGUCACAGCACUUCUUUUUGUGAUUUGGUUCUUUUGCAUAUCGAUUUGGUGGUCGGCAUCAAAUGGAAUCGGCACACAAACAAGUAAAGAAAACGUGGAGGAGAUCUUGAAGAAUAAAGAUAAAGAACAAUUUGGCACAUUUGAAUCGGUGUCGGCGAACAAUGGGAAACUCGCCAUUUCUGUCUUAUCCGGUUGGGUUCUCGUCGCCACACUCGCUCUUGAUUGUUGGUUUAUUUGGAAGGAGGUCGUCCCAAGAAGUGACGAAAAUCCGACUCAAAUCGCU